Molecule: messenger RNA, 258 nt
Organism: Anisakis simplex (herring worm)
Lineage: Eukaryota; Metazoa; Nematoda; Chromadorea; Rhabditida; Anisakidae
Source: the annotation of a GenBank genome assembly
AUGUCAACAAUUACCAGAAAAAUUAUCGCAACCACCAAAGCACCCGCUGCUAUUGGUCCAUACAGUCAAGCAGUUCUAGUCGAUCAUACACUGUACAUAAGUGGAUCGUUGGGUCUCGUUCCUGAAACAGGUCAAUUCCCGAGUGAGUCUGUAAAAGCUCAAACCGAACAGUCACUCAAAAACAUUGGUGCCAUUCUGGAGGCAGCCGGCUCUUCGUACGAUAACGGUAUUCACUGCAAAUUUUAUUUGAAACUAUGA